Molecule: messenger RNA, 1970 nt
Organism: Toxorhynchites rutilus septentrionalis
Lineage: Eukaryota; Metazoa; Arthropoda; Insecta; Diptera; Culicidae
Exons: 3
Coding region: 759-1970 (403 amino acids)
Source: RefSeq, a predicted model, not a curated record
UAUAAGCCGCCGCCGCCGCCGCCACCUAAACGCUCUCACCACAACACUUCUUCGCAUAGAAAACGAAAACCAACCCAACCGCAGCGUCACCCACUCGAAUGCAGCUUUUAUUUUCACGCAACUUGUUUUCCAGCAAUAGUCACGUUAACCCCCUUCUGUGGUCUACCUUUCUCCGCCGACCCGUGGAAAAACGCCCAAGUUAAGAUUUAAGUUACACCACCGUUCGAAUGUUUCGAAUCUCUAUGCCCCCAAAUUCUAACCACAAAACCGUUGACCCGACAGUGUAACCCCGGCGUUCCAUCGUGUUUGGGGUCUCUGGAGUCACUGCAGUGGAGUCGGCCCUCCCCAUUCAAUUCAAUGCAUUCGAAUAAAUAUGCUUCCCCACAUUCAUUGUGGUGUUUGUUUGUGGCUUUAAACAGGAGGGUUCCAUUUUCCACUUGGUCUUGGUUCGCCUAGCGUUUCCAACUCCGAGACCUCUCCGAUGGCUCCGAAAAGAAGGCACCGAUGCCAUAGUGUUGCAGGCAGCCCUUCAACGUCAGUCGGUCGUGCUCACUGGAAGGAAUCGGUUUUGUCGUCGGAAUCGGUUACGUAGUGUGGUAAACUCUGUGUAUUGGCGCAAUUAUUUAUUUAAGGUUGAAGUGAAUGUGUGAAGAACUUUCUGGUAUUUUUCGUGAAGUUUGAGGGACUGUGCUAUGUGAUAAAUUGUUGAUUGGACAGUGAAUUAACUAAUAUUAGUGAUUUAUGGAAAAUUGACAAAAAUGAACACUCAUUAUUGGAUAUUUUUGCUAUACUUUGUGUCGCUGGAUAUGCUGCAGAAAUGUGUCUUAGGCAGAACUAGAUUGAUUCGAAACGUCUACAACCAAAAAUGCACCUCCCGACUUGAAUCCGCUUUGGACACCACAUUGAGACGAACCCAGCAGCGAUCAGGAUCUGGCGCCAUGAUAGACUUCUCCGAAAGCGGACCCCAGAGGCAAUCACUGUUCAAUCGAUCACCGCACAACACCUACGAAGAGGAUAUUGAGCAGCUCGUGUCUGAAUACAAGCAAAAAUACAAUGGUCAUAAGCACACCCAUGGCAAUAAAGAGUCAUUCUUUCCCCCGUCCGGCAUGACCUCGACCUCCCAGGUCGAGGUGGCAAAUCUGCGGGUUAGAAUUCCCCACAAACUGCAGUGGGUUGUAGUCGAUCGGUGUCAUUUUAUCGAAAAGAAUCGAACUCUGGACACGAAGCUAGAAUUUCCCGACCUGCAGAUAAGUGGUCGAGUGAUAAUGCAUCCUGCCGGGGGUAGAUGUGAUAUGAUAUUGCGACUUCGCAAAGCGGGAAUUGAGUUCCGAACGGUUCCGCUUAUACCUAGCGGAGUGAGCGGCAAAAGCAGACAAGCCAACGUGCGAACGGACUCACACUUUUCCGAGCCGGGAUUCAUCUCGAUAUUCGCUCACAGCUGCGAAGGUCCCACCGGGAUCAAGUAUCGCAUCAACUCCAAGAGAAGACAUUUCGUCAAGAAUCAACAACCCCCGACGAAUUACGAUGCGUUCUACAAGCAGGACUACGGCAGCGAAUACCCGCAGAAGCGAUCAAUCGACCUCCCGGAGGAUGACGAUCUGACGGGUGGAGAUGUGUUCAAGCUAACCGACGCAGACUCGCUGUUUCUGGAGCCCUCGAUGUUCGUAGACGUAGCUAAGGAGGAGUUUACCCAAACCGCGACGCCGAGUACCUUCAGUGCCGUCAGUAACAGCCGGACACUCUACUCAGAACGAAGCCCGUUUGCCUACAAUGCCUAUGCUGGUAAUGGUGCAGGGUGGCAAACGGUUGAAACGAACGAAGCUCUUGAUGAGGCUUACUCGAACGAGAUCGACAGUCUGUUCUCGAAGGGUGUUCGGGGAUUGCUGACGACCUAUAUGCAGAAAGCGCUGCAGCCGGCUAUCAAGGAAACACUGAUGGAGAGCAUGGGAUAUACGUUGUCGUAUGGAUAA